GCCAUAUAUUUUCACAAGGCUCCUGGCAAAGCCAUAAUAUCAUGAAGAAGGAAGUUUCUCUGUCCGUCUGUGCACAGGUUCUGUUAUUGUGUGCAGUGAUGUGUGCGAGACAGAGAGGAGAACCAUGUUCACACACAGAGCCGUGUCAGAAGGGGCUGCACUGUCGCUACACAGGAGGAACCCGGAACAGGCCUGGACUGUGUGCUCCUCCUGAUGCAGAAUCAUGUGUACUUGGAAAGUCUGUGUACCACAACGGAGAGACAUUCUUCCCAAGCUGCAGUUACCAGUGUGUGUGUCAUGGUGGGCAAAUCAGCUGUGUCCCCCGCUGUAAUCUAGAUGUGAUGCUUCCGAGUCCGGAAUGUCCAUUCCCACGGAAGGUGCAAGUUCCAGGAGAAUGCUGUGAGAAGUGGGUGUGUGAUGCACAGGCCGAGGUCAGCAUGCUGGGGGGUUUUGCCAUGGCAGCAUACAGACAGGAGGAGACAGUGGGCUUUGAUCCCACUAUGGAAUGCAUCGAGCAGACAACAGAGUGGAGUGCAUGUUCACGUUCCUGCGGAAUGGGUGUGUCUACACGGGUGACGAAUCGGAACCGCCGUUGUGAGAUGGUAAAACAGAACCGCUUGUGUAUGGUGCGUCCCUGCCACACUCUCAAAGAGCAAGCAGACCCUCAGGAAUCUGGGACAUGUCUCGAGGUGACUCAGAGCCCCAAGCCUGUCCACUUCACCUUCCGGAACUGUUCAAGCGUGCAGGCAUUUCGUCCUCGUUUCUGCGGCCAGUGUUCAGAUGAUCGCUGCUGUACGCCGCACGCCACCAAAACGGCCCCUGUGACAUUCAGCUGUCCAAAUGGAAGCACACUCAAGAGACUUUUCAUGUUCAUUCGUACAUGUGUGUGUCACCGUAACUGCCCUGCUGAAAAUGUAUCAAAGCAUGGACCCGAGAUCGGUUACACCGCCAUCCUCACCCGUUGAAUAACACACCAAAAACACGGAGACACUCAUGCUGCCUCGACCGAACCCAAAUCAGGCAGAAGCAAAGACCUAAGUGGGGAUUUAUACAAAAAUCACAAUGAAAACUGUUAAAGAUUAACCCUUUUGAUCGUGUUUUGUUUAUGUCACCAUGCUGGAUCAUGACUUAUACACUUCUUACUAAUUAAAUUAUCUUUUGAUCAUUUUAAAACAAUGAUUGCUUAACAAUUUAUUUUUAUUUUAUUUUGAUUGUUAAAAAGCACUCAACAUAGAUUUCUUAUCGUUUAUUCACUAUCUUAAAAAACAAACAAACACAUUAAAAAACAUUAUUACAUUAUACACAUGCUCUAAUGUAAGUGAGCACAUGAGCUGGUUACAUGUGCAGUCAAUGUAACUCUAAAGGUUAUUCAUUUGUGAACAAUACCUUCACUUUACAUUGUGCACAAAAAAACUCACCCUUACAGUGUCACACACAUUCCUCUGGUGUGUGUGUGUGUGUGUGUGUGUGUGUGUGUGUGUGUGUGUGUGUGUGUGUGUGUGCAAAGAUGACCUUUCCCAGGCCCUGGCAUCAUAAGGGAACUCCAGAAGCAUCACAAGUGUGUGCAGUGUGGCAACUGUCAAAGGUCACUCUCGUAGUAGAGUGAAAGUUCACUGAGUUGUGGUUUGACUUGGGUUUUACAUUUUUUUAUGUUCUUUUAUAAAAUAAAUAAUAACUCUCUGCUCACAGAAUGAUGUUGUACAGCCUUAAUAAAAGUGUGCUUUUUAAUUAAAAAAAAAUGUAUAAAUAA
Molecule: messenger RNA, 1750 nt
Organism: Silurus meridionalis
Lineage: Eukaryota; Metazoa; Chordata; Actinopteri; Siluriformes; Siluridae
Product: CCN family member 3-like
Exons: 5
Coding region: 42-965 (307 amino acids)
Biological process (GO): signal transduction; cell adhesion
Cellular component (GO): extracellular matrix; extracellular region
Molecular function (GO): heparin binding; integrin binding
Source: RefSeq, a predicted model, not a curated record